AUGCGCUUAACGUGAUCGAAACAUGUUGUGAUUUGUGAACAAGGAGUUUUCUUAAAUUCGAUGUUUUUAGAUGUUUAAAUUCAGUAAAUAAAAAAUGUAUCCUUUGAUAAAAAUCUGGAGAAAAAGGAAAGGAUAAAUAUGUUUGGAGGAGAAUGAGGAAAUUGAAUUUGAUUCUUCUUCUGUUCCCCCUGGCGGGCUCCUCUUUUCAUCCUAAUGUACACACACAGGGAUACUGGAGUCCAGGAGUAUGGGAGGAGUGUAGAAUAUUCCAGACUGGAUCAGAGUGUGGGUUCGGAACUCAGAGUCGAAACGUGUCUUGUAUCGGGUUUCCGUCCUCACCUCCUCAAGUGGUUAAACCUAUUCUUUGCAGUGGAUUACCUAAACCAGAUCAGGAGCGAUUGUGUGCUCGACGUUGCUCUCCUGACUGCCAGCUCGGUCCAUGGGAAGCGUGGGGUCCUUGUACCUGUAACAGGAGAGCUCAAGCCAGAAAUGUACGGGGCAUCAGUAAACCAGAAGCCUGUGCUGAGUGCGCAGACGCAGACAGCACAAGAUUCAGAAGAGUUGUAGUGCCCCCCACUGGUGGAGGGGGGAGUUGUCCCCCUAAACUACAAAGAAGAUCCUGUAUCCCAGCCCUCUGUAUCAAGGGACCAACCACUGAAAAUGUAAUCACUGAAAGUUGAUUGAAACAUGUUCUUCCUCACAAAUUGUUUUGCAAACAGACAAACAAACAAACAAACAAACAAACAGACAAACAGACAAACAAACAAACUAAAUCAUAAACAAACAAACAGACAAACAUUCGCAUGUUCAAGGUUACCAGGACCAGUUGUGUCCUGAUAGCCUGUCGCUGUAUACGAACUAAGGAACUAAUGAUUGUAUCCUUAUGAAAUUUUAGAAAUCUGUGUUUUAAAGCUUCACAAAUUCAAAAAUAAAUUUUGGGGUUCAUACAUCGUUUUUUGAAGGUGUCCUUAUAACCCUCGUCUGAAUGAGUUUUCGCUGUCAGGACCACUUUUCUCGGCUGUCAGGACCGUUUUUCGUAAAAUUUGCGCUGUCAGGAC
This is a messenger RNA of Eurytemora carolleeae, 1058 nucleotides long. Its product is annotated as thrombospondin type-1 domain-containing protein 7A. The record is from RefSeq and is a predicted model, not a curated record. The coding region runs from base 153 to 680 and encodes 175 amino acids. The transcript is spliced from 5 exons. Lineage: Eukaryota; Metazoa; Arthropoda; Copepoda; Calanoida; Temoridae.